AUGUCAUCAGUCAAGGUAGCCGUUCGUGUACGGCCCUUUAACAACCGGGAGAAAGAAUUUGGAGCAAAAUGUGUCAUCUCAAUGACUGGCAAGACUACAAGUAAGUUUACACAUUAGAGAUGCAAUAAAAUUCUAAUCAAAUAUAAUAAAAAAAUAUUUUCAGCCAUCAGUGGAGGUCCGGGAAACCAAGCUCACAAUUUCAAUUAUGAUUACUCAUACUGGUCGAUGAACAAACCCGAUGCCAACUUUGUCAGCCAAGCUCAGGUCUAUGCGGAACUCGGAGUAGAGAUGUUGGAACAUGCAUUUCAAGGAUACAACGUUUGUAUUUUUGCCUAUGGCCAGACGGGAUCAGGAAAAUCAUACACAAUGAUGGGAAAGCCCAAUGACCCAGAUGAAAUGGGAAUCAUCCCAAGAUUAUGCCGGGAUCUUUACAACCGAGUCGAACAAACGACGGAUCAUAACCUGCAGUAUAAAGUUGAGGUAAGUCCUCGUGCAGUACCGAAAGUAAUGCUUUCUUUAUAGGUGUCUUACAUGGAGAUCUACUGUGAGAAAGUCCGCGAUCUUCUCAGUCGUACUCCCACCGACAACCUUCGAGUCCGAGAGCAUCCAUUAUUCGGUCCGUAUGUGGACAAUCUCGAGAAAAUGGCUGCUCCAUCCUACGAGGAUAUCUUCGAACUUAUGGACUCAGGAAACAAAGCAAGAACAGUCGCCGCGACAAACAUGAAUUCCACUUCAUCCCGAUCACACGCUGUAUUCACAAUUGUUCUGACUCAGAAAUUCCACGACGAGGCCACAAACCUCGACUGCGAAAAGGUCUCCAAGAUCUCUCUGGUCGAUUUGGCUGGAAGUGAACGAGCAAAUUCAACUGGAGCUGAAGGACAGAGACUCAAAGAAGGUGCCAACAUCAACAAAAGUUUGACAACGCUCGGAUUAGUCAUCUCAAAAUUGGCAGAGGAGGUGAGAAGAAUAACAAGAUUGAUGACUUUUAUUUUUUAGGCCAGCCGAAAGAAAGGGAAAGGUGGCCGAAGUGUGGUGCCUUAUCGAGACUCGGUUCUCACCUGGCUUCUACGUGAAAAUCUCGGUGGAAACAGUAAAACAGCCAUGAUCGCAGCACUCAGUCCCGCUGAUAUCAACUUUGACGAGACGUUGAGUACUCUGAGGUAAAAACUAAAUAAAAAAAGUUAAAAUAAACUUUACCUUCUAGGUAUGCCGACCGAGCAAAGCAAAUUGUGUGUCGUGCCAAAGUCAAUGAAGAUCCAAAUGCUCGGCUGAUCCGUGAACUUAAAGAAGAGGUCAAUCGGCUCAAAUCCAUUCUUGUCCAACGAGGAAUCGAGGUCAGCGAACAGGGCGCGGUCUCAGCCAAUCCGCGUGCCUUAUAUUCGGAAGAGGAUACGAUCGAGCAGCUGAAAACGAGUGAAAAAUUGAUCGCGCAACUCAAUGAACCAUGGGAAUCAAAGUUGAGAAAGACCGAAGGUUUCAAGAAAAUGAGAGAAGAGGAGCUCCGGGAAAUGGGAUUGGCGACAUCUGCCGAUGGAAGUGCGUUGGGAGUGUUUUCACCCAAGAAGUCGCCGCAUUUGGUCAAUCUAAAUGAAGAUCCUCUCAUGUCGGAGUGUUUGCUGUAUUACCUAAAGGACGGAAUAACAAGGUAAAGAUCUUACCAUGUAAAAAGUUUCAAAAAACAUUUCCUUCCAAAUGAUCGAAUCUUCUUUUAGAACUGGUCGACCAGAGGCCGAUUCCCGUCCUGACAUCCCAUUGUCCGGCGAAGAAAUCCUCGAUCAGCACUGUCAAUUUGUGAACGAAGAUGGAGUUGUCACACUAGUCCCUGAACCCGGUGCCAAAUGUUUUGUCAACGGGCAAGAAGUGACUGGCCCCACCAAACUUUCCACUGGAUCUCGAGUGAUCCUCGGACGGCAUCACGUUUUCCGUUACAACGAUCCAAUGGAAGCACGACAAUCCAGAUAUAAUCUGGCCGGAGAAGCGAGCAAAGAGCAGCCAAUUGAUUGGAAAUACGCCCAGAUGGAGCUGUACGAGAAACAAGGCAUUGAUCUGAAAAAGGAGAUGGAGAGAAAACUCUGCGACAUGGAACAACAAUUCAGAAAGGAGAUGGAAGAAUUGGAAAGACAACACAAGCGGAAGAACAACGAAUACGAGUCAAGAAUCGAGAGUCUUCAACGUCAGGUUGAUCUAGCCCAAAGCAUGAUCAGCUCGGGAUGCUCAACUUGGGAUGGAGGCGGCGACUUGAUCUUGACCAAGAGCUUGUUGGCUGAAGGUAAGAUCAAUAACUUUCUUUACCGGUAAAUCUACGUAAAUUUACCAGUAAUUUCCCAUUCUCGCGCAACCAGGGGUGGUCGGCAGACCCUAUUUUUCCGAUUUUCGGCCCGCGGCCCGGCCCGUCUAAUCACCGGCCCGGCCCGGCCCGUCUAGUCUUUUUCCAGGCCCGGCCCGUGACGGGCCUGGCCCGGCCCGGCCCGGCCCGUGCAGGCCCGUCUAUAGAGGGUUCUGCGAACUGCGCCCAGGCUCGGGAUCUAAACUGAGGCAAAAAAGGCGUUGAUCUAGCUAGUAAAGGAUCAAUGUGAUAGUUUUGUGGUUUUAUAAUGGAACUAUAGACUUGUAAACGUGUUAGAACUUGAGAAACAGCAACUAUAACAACAUCAAUUAAUUUUCCCGGCGCGAAAACAAUGAAUGCCAACGGUUUGGCAUUUUAAUUUAGACGGGCCGGGCCGGGCCGGAAAAACCCCAGGCCCGCGGCCCGGCCCGGCCCGGCCCGUGACGGGCCCGGCCCGUUUGUCAAUUUCCAUUUUUGAGCCCGGCCGGCCCGGCCCGGCCCGCCGACCACCCCUGCGCGCAACCUUCCGAGCAGAAGAAACAGUUGACACAUUUUUCCGUCACAAUUUGAGACAACUUUUCCUCUCCACGGAACUUUAUCAAACUCUCGAAUAACUUCUCAAUUUUUAGUCAAUGAGGAACGUUGGACUCCGGAUCAAGAACGCAUCGUCCGCCGCGCGGCUCUCAAAUGGAGAUACCAUCAGUUUACGUCAGUUAGAGAUGACCUCUGGGGCAAUGCGAUCUUCCUCAAGGAAGCCAACGCAAUCGCCGUGGAAUUGCGAAAACGGGUCCAGUUCCAGUUCUGUCUUCUGACUGAUACCAUGUACUCGCCAUUGCCACCUGACUUGCUCCCACCUGGAGAAGAUCUGACUCAACGGCCGCAUCCGAAGACGGUAGUCGCCAUUCAAGUGAAAGACCUGAAGAACGGAGCAGUUCAUUAUUGGAGUCUGGAGAAACUAAAGUGAGUCUUAAGCUUUUUCUAGGCUUGAAAAGGAGGAUUCAACCUAUUUGAGCUGAAUGAAAACGUGGUUUCGUCCUCCGAAAAAAUUAAUGGUUUAGUUACCUAAAGUAAUAUUAUUUUUGUGCUUCUCUUGUUAACACGUGCUUCCACCUGUAUGAUUACUUUUCCAAUAUGGUGAUAGGAAACUGGCUUGGCUUGCUAUGCUCCGUUUCGACUGUUCUGUCAACUAAAACAACUUAUCCUUUUGAUAUCAUUUGUAUACCUAAUUUUUAAAACCGUCCUCUCGCUUGCACUGCUCGGACUCUUGUAAUCUCACUUGAUUCUAGACAACGAUUGGAGGAUAUGCGACGACUCUACAAUUCGGAUAUUUCGGAAGCCGUCACGCCGGAGAAUCGGUUCGCCAACGUGAAUGAGAUGAUCGCCGCCAUGGUCGUUCAACCCGAAGCUGUCGCCAAUCAGUUGUCCGUCGCUGAUCCAGCAAGGUAUCGCACUUGUUUAUCGAACUAAAUGAAUCGUAAUGCAUGUGUGUAGCAUCCAUAGUGUUUAGUUUUCACAACACUUCCACCUGAAUGUUGUCUUUGUCCCACAAUAAUAUUUAUUGAAAUAAUUUGCUUUUAUAACGUUUCUGCACGUCUAAUGAACCUAUUAUUUCAGAAAUCGUCUUCAUGGUAUGAGAGAUGCCUAUAAUAAUACAGAUACCAUUGACAGUCCGGACGACGACGUCUCCAUGGAUGUUUGGAUGGGCACUGAUCCGUUCUACGAUCGUUUCCCAUGGUUCCGACUGGUCGGAAGGUAGGUUUGGGUAUUCAUUGUUAGGUCUAGUAAAUGAACAAGUACUCGUCGUUUUGGCUUGACAACCCUAUUAUUCCCCCUCCCACUUUCUCUCCACGCCCUCCUCUUUUCACCGCACUUUCCCCGCUUUGAGCGAUUGAUUGCUGUAAUUGCGGGCGCCUUUUCAGAGCCUUCGUCUACAUGUCCAACCUGCUGCACAACGUCCCACUGAUCCACAAAGUGGCUGUUGUGAAUGAGUCGGGUGAUGUGAAGGGAUAUCUUCGAGUUUCCAUUGAGCCCAUCCUGAAUGAUGACAAGAAACCGACCAAAUGCGGAGUGCGGCAGUCGGCGAGACUCAAUUUCCGAAAAGAAGACUUUAUGAAGUCGAAGCGACGACAAAUCAGUGAUAGUGUUGGCCCAGACGAAUCGAAUUCUGAGACCGAUUCUGGGGUGGAGGAUCUGGACGCCGAGUUCCCAAAACACAUUUUGAAAGACAAAGAGUUCAGCUUCAAGGUUACGGUAAUUGAAACCAUCGACAUCCCGGUUCAUUAUACCGAUGUCUUCUGUCAGUUCAAGUAAGUUUCUUUUUGUUUGUGGCUCUUUUCUUUUAGGUUUUUAUAGAAUAAGCUCUUAUUUUAGCUUCCUCCAUCGUCACGAUGAAGCCUUUUCCACCGAGCCAGUUCAUCAAAAACCCACCAAGACCAGCGGAAAUGCCCUGAAAUUCGAUCAUGUUCAAGAACUCCGCACCACCGCUAACUCAGCGUUCGUUCAUUACCUUCAGCAUUUCCCAGUGAUUUUCGAAAUUUUCGGUCAUCUGGAUAAAGGAGCGACCGAAUUGGAAGACGAGUUUGAGAUUGACAGUCCACACAUGCCUUUGUCGUAAGUUGUAUUUGCUUAUUAUUUGAGUCCGUUUUUAGAAAGAAAGUGUCUUCCAAGUUGGCUUAUCAACAGCCAUCUUUGGCCAUUUCAACUCCAGUCAAGUCUAAUCGAAAACACGGAGGCAAUGUUCACGCGUCGUAAGUCUUGACGUUUUUUUUUUUGUUUCUUGUUCUGUUUUUAGAUGUCUAUGAAUUUCACGUCAGGAAUGAUCUUUUUCUUUUCCAGGCUAAACCAAGUCCGCCAAAAACACGAUCUCCUUGUGUGGUUUGAGAUUUGCGAACUCAACAGCAACGGCGAAUAUCUCCCCGCAGUGGUGGAUCACAACAGUUUCCCAACUCAUGGAAUCUUCCUUCUCCAUCAGGGAAUCCAACGCCGCAUUAAGAUCACAAUUUGCCAAGAGAAAGGAGAUCUCCGUUGGCGAGAUUGUCAAGAGCUGGUGGUUGGCCGGAUCCGCACUCAAGUCGAAUGGGCUGGAGAAGACUCGGACGUCUUGUCGCUGGGACUGUUCCCCGGAAACUAUCUCGAGUUCUCAAUGGAUGAUCGGGUCUUCUUCCAGUUCGAAGCCGCAUGGGAUUCCUCCUUGCAUAACUCCCCGUUAUUGAAUCGGGUUUCCAAUUAUGGAGAGUAUGUGUACAUGACCUUGAGCGCUUAUAUGGAGGUGGAAAACAGCCCACAUCCGGCUGUGAUCACCAAAGAUUUGUGCAUGGUAAUUUAUGCCAGAGACUCAAAGAUUUCAGCGGCGAGCAGGUCAGUGAUUUAAAAGUUUUUAAGCGUUUGAUAUUUUUGUUGAUCUCCUACCGUAAUUUCAGGUUCUGUCGCUCGCUGAUGGGAAGCAUUUCGAAGAGCCCGGAGAUGAAUCGCGUACCCGGCAUUUACAUGUUGUCCAUGAAGGAGCUGGGUGACACAGGUAGUCCAGGUUCGCCAACGCUGGUUUCUUUUUUCUUUGUUAGCGGCUGGAGUUGUAUUUAACACUGAUUUUCGGUUCCUUCUAACAUCCGCUUGAUCUUUUUUCCAAGCUAGACGGUUUGAAAUGAAUAGAAAGCUUGUAUUAGGUCGUCCAUAAAGUUCGUUCGUUUUUUCAUUGCUUUGUUUUACAAGGAUAGUUUGUUAUUUAACAAAUGGAAUAUAUUUAUUUGAUACAGCUUUUUCUCCUCUACAAAACUGGCUGUAUCAAAUGGAUAUAUACAAUUUGCCAGACAAAAAACAAUCCUCGUAAAACAAAGCGAUGAAAAAAAACGAACGAACUUUCUGGACAACGUAAUGAUUGUAACUUUUGGCUGGUUGCGGUGACUAACAAGUGUAUUAAUGGGGCAAUAGAAGCUUAACACCUUACCCUGUCCUUUCUCCUAACUCUGACUGUAACACUUUGAUAAUUUAUUGCGAAUUCGUCGCACAAAACCGCUUGUUUUAGGAGCUGUCCGACGUCAACGUCGAGUUCUGGACACGUCGUCGACUUAUGUCCGUGGAGAAGAGAACCUAGGCCUCUGGCGACCGCGAGGAGACUCCUUGAUCUUUGAGCAUCAAUGGGAAUUGGAGAAACUGACCAAGUUGCAGCAGGUCGAAAGAUUCCGACUUUUCCUCCGUCUUCGACACAAGUUGAAGUCCAAGUCGAAGAAGUCAUCGGAUCCACCGACUCCAUUAAGCCCCACAGCUCCCAAAUGCCCCAUUCCGGAUAAAGUGGUCCUAAAUGAAACGGAGAAAUCGAUUGCGGAGAAGGUGAUCAGACUUAUCAAGUUGAAGAUCCCGAUGAAUAAAGAGUCCCCAACUGGAAAUGCCGUCGAAUCUGUGGACUCUUCGUUGAGCAACAGCGCUGUUUCACCAACCAAUGAACCGGUUAAAGUACAUGCAGCUCCACUUGGAGAUCUAACCAGAUCGAAGUCGAGAAGUGACCAUAAUCUGGCGGGAUUGUGCGUUGAGAACGAUGGAAUGAAACGAUCGGUUAGUGGAUCCCAGCUGAGCCAGAUUUCAACCAGCAUCCCGGAUGUAAGUGGAAAAAAAUGUACAGGGUGGGGCAUCUUUGUGGCCCGAUUUGAAUUGGGUAUAACUUCUUUAGUCUUUGGCCAAAUCUUAAAAUUCUUUUUUUCCCUGAAUCCUCAGACAACCCCAUUUUGUCUGAUACCAAAUAUCUUAUGCAUAGGUAAGUGUCAUUUUACAGCUAUUGGAUUUAUUCUUGAAGUUCAUUUUUUCGGUCGUUUUUGCGGUCUUUUCGGUGCACGUGCUUCAUUUUAGAACACACCGAGAAGACCGAAAAAACAACCGAAAAAAUGAACUCCAAGAAUGAAUCCAAUAACUGUAUAUGAAACUUACCUAUGUAUAAGAUGUUUGGUAUCAAACAAAAUGGGGAUGUCUGAGGAUUCAGGGGAAAAAAGAAUUUUAAGAUUUGGCCAAAAACUAAAGAAGUUAUAGCCAAUUCAAAUCGGGCCACAAAGAUGCCCACCCUGUAGAUAAAGUUGCUUUUUAUAGAUGCUAGUCAUCGGUCUCAAUACGUUUUGUUUCAGGUAACUGAAGAACGCGUCAGCACAGUUGUCAGCAAAAAAGGAGAAAUGAAUUUCCUGGAGGAGAAGACGAACGGAUGGAUUAAGAGAUAUGUGGUGAUCAGAAGACCAUACAUCUUGUUAUACCGCGAUAGCAAAGACUUGGUCAUCCGAGGCGUCAUCAACUUGGCCAACGCUCGAAUCGAAUACUCGGAGGAUCAGCAGGCCAUGCUGAAAGUGCCCAAUACCUUCAGCGUUUGUACAAAUCAUCGCGCCUUCCUCAUGCAAACCUUGCCCGAAGAUGAUGUGGGUUUUUUGUAGAUUUUUUUGGUUGAAAUUUAGGUUAUGACGAAGUGAAAAUCUAAAUAAUUUUAGAUUCACGACUGGCUUUACGCGAUCAACCCGUUGAUGGCCGGCCAAAUGCGCUGCAUUCGCCAACCGGUUCCGGAGACCCCGGUGAAUGGAAGCGCUAAUGCAUCGUCAUAA
Messenger RNA from Bursaphelenchus xylophilus (pine wood nematode), 7896 nucleotides. The record is from the annotation of a GenBank genome assembly. NCBI's taxonomy places the organism in Eukaryota, Metazoa, Nematoda, Chromadorea, Rhabditida, Aphelenchoididae.